Messenger RNA from Phytophthora infestans T30-4, 498 nucleotides. RefSeq lists its product as uncharacterized. The coding region runs from base 1 to 498 and encodes 165 amino acids. The transcript is spliced from 3 exons. The record is from RefSeq and is a predicted model, not a curated record. NCBI's taxonomy places the organism in Eukaryota, Oomycota, Peronosporomycetes, Peronosporales, Peronosporaceae.
AUGGGCGCGGGGCCGUCCUUGGGCAAGUUCCUCAAGAGUAUGGACGACGAUGAGCUCGCCAAGCUCGUCGAAAGUCUGCAGCCUCGAGAUGCCGACGUGGUAGAUGCUGCCACUGCUUUGAGCUUGUCUGCUUCAUUGUUGCAACAAUCGCUGAACUCAUCUUCAGCCCCACCGACGCUAACUGAGAUGCUGUCGUCGCCUCCUGUGACCACCGCAGCGUCUUCAGAUGGUGGAAUGAACUUAAUGACAGCGACAUCGAACACAGAAGCAGUGGCCAAUCCUAGCCCGACCGUUGCUGGAGAUAAAGAGCAAAUGAACGCGCUUUGGACUUUUGAAGGACAUGUUCUUCGCAAGAUGCGGGAGGGCGACAAGAACCCGCAGAAUGGUGGAAUGCCGGGUCUUUUAAGCAAGAACGGCGAAGAAACGCAAGGCUUCUAUUACAGCAACAUUGAGGCCAGCAACACGGCAAAAAAGCGUCGAAUCAUUCAUAGUCCAUAG